Asterias rubens (European starfish) is the source of this 2901-nucleotide messenger RNA. Its product is annotated as fumarate hydratase class I, aerobic-like. The coding region runs from base 84 to 1811 and encodes 575 amino acids. Gene Ontology annotation, molecular function: fumarate hydratase activity. The record is from RefSeq and is a predicted model, not a curated record. The transcript has 12 exons. Gene Ontology annotation, biological process: generation of precursor metabolites and energy. NCBI's taxonomy places the organism in Eukaryota, Metazoa, Echinodermata, Asteroidea, Forcipulatida, Asteriidae.
CUGUGGUAUGCGGUACCGUUUGCAGUGACAGACGACCCAAAACGCCGUCAUCAAAUCUGUGGUAAGAGCAUCACACGACGAGAAUGUGGACACAGACUUCAAGAUCAGGAUUGUUGCUUUGUCAACGAUGCCUGUUGCAGUCUGCACUGUGUCGCAGCAAGGCUACUGCAGCCAAAGCAGCACCUGCAGUUAAAGCUUUCCACUAUCAAGACAUCAUGAAGCCAGAAUCGACCCUUGAUAUUCCAUACAAGAAAUUGACAGGUGAUUUUGUAUCGACUUUUGAAGUCAAAGGGCGCAAGAUUCUUAGUGUUGCGCCGGAGGCACUGAGGGUAAUCACAGCACAGGCAAUGGUUGACAUUGCACACUUGUUGAGGCCCAAACACUUACAGCAAUUGUCGAGUAUCCUUGAUGAUCCUGAAGCUUCUAGUAACGAUAAAUUCGUCGCUCUGGAACUUCUGAAGAAUGCUAACAUAGCGGCUGGUAUGGUGCUCCCGGGGUGUCAGGACACAGGCACGGCUAUCAUCAUGGGCAAGAGAGGGCAGAAUGUAUGGACAGAUGAAAAAGAUGAAGAGCACUUAUCUAGGGGUGUUUAUGACUCCUACACUCAGAGAAAUCUGCGCUACUCACAGGUCGCACCCCUCGAUAUGUUUAAGGAGACGAACACGGGCACCAACCUCCCAGCUCAAGUGGAGAUCUACGCCACGCCCGGUAACGAGUACAACUUCCUCUUCAUUGCUAAAGGAGGCGGGUCGGCCAAUAAGACAUUUCUGUAUCAGCAGACAAAGGCUCUUCUUAACCCUGAGAAACUGACUAGUUUCAUCAAUGAAAAGAUCAAGACAAUCGGGACAUCAGCCUGCCCACCGUAUCAUUUAGCUUUUGUCGUUGGAGGUCUCUCGGCUGAGAUGACACUCAAGACAGUCAAGAUGGCAUCCACAAAAUAUCUUGAUAAUCUUCCAACUACAGGAAACGAGCACGGUCGAGCUUUCCGUGAUCUUGAUAUGGAGCAGAAGAUAUUAGAGUUGUGUCGAAGUACGGGCAUCGGGGCUCAGUUCGGAGGUAAAUACUUCUGUCAUGACGUCAGAGUGAUCAGGUUACCUAGACACGGAGCGUCUUGCCCCGUGGGUCUCGGUGUGUCCUGCUCUGCGGACAGACAGAUUCUUGGUAAAAUCACGGAGGACGGUGUAUUCUUGGAGCAGCUUGAGACUGAUCCAGGGAAGUACCUUCCAGAGGUGGAGGAGGGCCAUCUUGGAGGAGAAGUUGUCAAAGUUGAUCUAAACCGACCCAUGAGUGACGUCCUGAACGCUUUAUCAACCUACCCGAUAAAGACUCGUCUUAGCCUAACGGGUACACUCGUGGUGGCACGAGACAUCGCUCACGCCAAAUUACAAGAGCGGUUGGACAAUGGAGAGGGUCUGCCACAAUAUAUGAAAGAUCACCCAGUCUACUAUGCAGGGCCUGCCAAGACCCCUGAGGGUUACGCCUCUGGAUCGUUUGGCCCCACCACAGCCGGGAGGAUGGACUCCUACGUCGAUGGCUUCCAAGCAGCAGGUGGCUGCAAGGUCAUGCUUGCCAAGGGAAACCGCAGCAAACAGGUAACCAAGGCCUGUAAGACCCACGGGGGUUUCUACCUCGGCUCUAUCGGCGGGCCGGCAGCCAUCUUAGCACAGAACUGCAUCAAGAAGCUUGAGGUCCUGGAGUACGCUGAGCUUGGAAUGGAAGCCAUCUGGCGCAUCGAGGUGGAGGACUUCCCAGCGUUCAUCGUAGUCGAUGAUAAAGGAAAUGACUUCUUCAAGGAAUGGCAGUUAGAAUGAAGCAGACCUGGACCCAAUUUUAUAGAGCUGCUAAGGGGAUGAUUUUGUGCUUAUUCGAUUUCAAAGUGCUGCUAACCGUAAGCACAUGAAAGGGCAUGCAAACCUUCCGCUGAUUCUUACUGUAUCAAAAUAAAUGGCAUAACAAUGUAAAUCCAUGGCGAAUGCGCGAGCCGACCGCCUAAUUUACCUAUGAAAUACACUUAUGAUUAAGCAAAUCUUUUUGCAAAAGUUGCCAUGAGAUUUGCUUACCGAUAAGCAGCGCUAUGAAAUCGACCCCUGCUUGUUCAGUAAUGUAAUCAGACUAUGGUCGUGUUUGAUGAAGUAAUUAUUGGCUCGGUGCCAUCACGCAUUAAUUUGCUUUGGCUGCAAUGUUGAAUAGUCCUUUUCUCGGCUGCGUCACCGUAGCCAUAAAGUCGCUUGAUUAUUUUUAUUUAAUUAAUUUGCUGCAACAGCUACCGCAUGGCACCUUCAUACAUGGACUAGAUUUCAAAGAUCUUUUGGAGAUCUUCGGAAACUAGAGUUUCUAAGUUUACAAUAUUUGUAAACAGCAUCACAGAAGGAGACAUGUUUUGUAUAGUUUAUCAACCAUGCCAAAGCCAUCCAACAAUCUGAAUAUGUUUGGUCCGCAUAGAGAAUACUUAGCUCAGUUGUCGUCUGUGUCUGCUGUGCAUGCCCGCCUUCGAUGUCAGCUGUGACCAAUGAGGGGGGGGGGGGACAGAAUCACCUGCCACAACCCCACCCACCCCCUUCUGUGGUGACUCCACUGUGGUUGAUUAUAUUAUUUGACAUAAUGAAGGACUUUGGGCAAGUCUAUAUAGUGUCUUUACAUAACUUUAACUAGCAUGCUCAUCAGAAACUGCAGCUAUAGAAAACCCUAAGGGGGACAAACUCAUGACUAGUACAAGUCUAUGAAUGGUCUCAAUAAAGUUGGAAAGCUGUAAUAGGUGAUGGCAUCUUUUGGCACAGACCUUUUAUUUUCUUCAUUAGAGUUCAAAUUUAUUGUCCUAAAUAUGUUAUUUCACGAAUUAUAUACAAAACGUUAAUAUUUUAUGAAAUGUAUAUAAGAAUUAAACAAAAAUUACUUUUAAAA